Molecule: messenger RNA, 2118 nt
Organism: Nothobranchius furzeri (turquoise killifish)
Lineage: Eukaryota; Metazoa; Chordata; Actinopteri; Cyprinodontiformes; Nothobranchiidae
Gene: aplnrb
Product: apelin receptor b
Biological process (GO): positive regulation of cytosolic calcium ion concentration; immune response; cell chemotaxis
Cellular component (GO): membrane; external side of plasma membrane
Molecular function (GO): C-C chemokine receptor activity; C-C chemokine binding
Source: RefSeq, a predicted model, not a curated record
AGAUUUCACACAAAGCAGACUCGUGAGUGUGUGCUCUCUGCUCCAGUGGAACUGUCGGCCUCUAACAAACACACUCGUUCCUCUUCAGACUUAGGUGAAGAGAAGACGAAGAAUGGAAUCCACCGAGAGUUUUUAUGAGUACUACGACUCUGAGGAGACGGAGAACUCCACCAUGUGUGACUACUCAGAGUGGAUGCCAUCGUACUAUAUCAUCCCGGUGCUCUACAUGCUCAUAUUCAUCCUGGGCCUCUCUGGAAAUGGGGUGGUCAUCUUCACCGUGUGGAGGACUCAAGGCAAGCGACGAGCUGCUGACGUCUACAUUGGUAACCUUGCCCUGGCCGACCUCACCUUCGUGGUCACCUUGCCUCUGUGGGCCGUCUACACAGCCAUGGGCUACCACUGGCCUUUCGGAGUGGCCCUGUGUAAAAUCAGCAGCUACGUGGUGCUUCUCAACAUGUACGCCAGUGUCUUCUGCCUCACCUGCAUGAGCUUUGACCGGUACCUGGCCAUCGUCCACUCUCUGUCCAGCUCCCAGUUGCGAACCCGUGGCAACAUUCAAGCCUCACUGACGACCAUCUGGCUGCUCUCUGGUCUGCUAGCUGCUCCGACUCUCAUUUUCCGCUCUACCAAAUUUGACUCAGAAACCAACCGUACGUCCUGUGCCAUGGACUUCAGCUUGGUGGUGUCGACCAAGCCAGAGGAGAACCUGUGGAUCGCCGGUCUCAGCAUCUCCUCCUCAGCUCUUGGGUUUCUGCUUCCCUUCUUGGCAAUGAUGGUCUGCUACUGCUUCAUUGGCUGCACCAUCAACCACCACUUCAACACCCUACGUAAAGAGGACCAGCGCAAAAGGAGGCUGCUGAAGAUCAUCACCACCCUCGUGGUGGUGUUUGCUGUCUGCUGGUUGCCUUUCCACAUAGUAAAGAGUGCCGACGCCCUGUCCUACCUGGAUCUGUUCCCCACCACCUGUGACUUCCUGCGCUUCCUGCUGUUGGCUCAUCCCUACGCCACCUGCUUGGCCUACAUCAACAGCUGCCUCAACCCCUUCCUCUAUGCCUUCUUUGACCUGCGCUUCAGAUCCCAGUGUCUGUACCUCCUCAAUGUGAAGAAGAUCCUGCACACCAGCCCCCCCAGCUCCCUGUCCUCGCAGAAGACGGAGGCUCAGUCUUUGGCUACGAAGGUGUGACUAUGCAGCUGGGGGCCCAGAGGCACGCUGGGGAGGAGGUGGGUGAAAGACACAGAGCAGGAUAGGUAGAAUGAAACUUUGAAGAACUGGGAUGCCUUCUUAGCAGAUCAGUUUCAGGGGUCACCUCUGACACCGCCUACCCCUACUCCGUCAACAGCUCUGAUCCUGAUCUGAAUAGGACUGAUGGUUUUGAGGGGUUGAACCACUCCAAAACUCCUGCCUCAUUCUGAGUGACACAGGGGUGAAACUAAACAAGACAACGUGCAGAAAACUGUGUUUUUAUUUGUUUUUUGUGUAAAAAAACUGAUCAUUGAAUGUCUCCUGGUCCUCCGGAGGACUUAAUGACGAGCACUGAACACAGGGCUCCUCAGACCACCAAAAUGGUGUGAGUUCCUUGUGUGUUUGCCUUUUCUGUUUUUGUUUUCAUGAGCGAACUCUCAAGGUGUCAUUUCUACCACAGACCUCACUGCUCUGCCGAUCAGACCACAAUAUCUGCACCACAGCUGGCAGCAUUACGUCCCUGUGUGUGCGUGUGUGUGUAGGAAGGGUUUACCAGUUGGCGGGAGGUGUUGGAGUAAGAUAAGACUCUAAACUACAAGUGUGUGUGUGUAGGGGGGUGGGGGGAUAAAGGUGGUGUCAGACAGGCAGACAGACAGAUGGCAGCUGACAAAUGUUUUCAGGAUGUGAAAGGUCCAAAUAAAAGUUUGCUAUUUCAACUGUAUAUGUGUGAAGGAUUGAGGUGUGUGUGUGUGUGUGUGUGUGUGUGUGUGUGUGUGUGUGUGUGCGCGCGCGCGCGCGCGCGUGUGUGUCUGAAUUUAUUCCUGACAAGAACAUAAACUCAUUUUGUAAAUAGAAACAUGUUAUUUUGAUUUCAUGUAAAUGACUUUUUUAUUAAAAAGGUGCUUUGACCCAAAAAUCCUCUCUGGUGUCACUCU